AUGCCAAAGCCGUUCAUAUCCACCCGAAAGUUCAUCAAGUGGGGUGAUGCGCCGGCGGGAGAAGAUACCGAGUGCGUAACCCCCCUCCGUAAGUCUGCGGGCUGCCACGAUCUGAUGCUCGCAUACAGCACGCUCGUCCUCACCACCGCCGGCAAACACUUCGUCGACAUCCGCAUCUACCUCCCCAGAACCCCCUCGGAGCCGUGCCUCCCCGCCUCCAGCCCUCUCCCGAUAUCUCGCCUCGAAUGGGGCUUCGCAGGGACUUCGAACCCCACGCCCGCCGCAUACGCCGCGGAUGGCACGAUUGCGACGCCGGCGCAUACCGUCUGGACGCACUGGGUCGACAGCAGAACCACGGCCGAGACCUGUGACGAGGGGGUCAUGUACCCGCAGGCCAGCGGGGAGACGAUGGAGUACGGCGCCAUGAUCAACCCUGCCUCGGGCAAGGAGGAGACAUACGAGGAGUGCUGGGUCGAUCUCGAGGCCGGGCUCGUGGACGGGGAGGACGGGCUCAGGAGCUGGGUGUUGCGGACCGAGGAUGCGGAGAAGGGAACCCGGGGCGUCAUGGCGCGGGUUGGACGGUACGCGCAGGCUGUUCUGCGGAGGGGGGGAGGCGAGUUUGGCGCUGCGCGGUGGGUGUGGCGUGAUGCUGAGAAGGGGUGGGAGUCGGUGGUGCAGAUUGGGAGCCUGGACGAAGACGUCCCCCGUGGGAUGUUGGGCGCGGGGGACGUGAAGCUGGGACAGACGUUUGAGGGGAGCGGUGGGCUGCAGUGGAGCUGUGUUGAGAGCUUUGCGUGGUCGUGA
Drepanopeziza brunnea f. sp. 'multigermtubi' MB_m1 is the source of this 804-nucleotide messenger RNA. NCBI's taxonomy places the organism in Eukaryota, Fungi, Ascomycota, Leotiomycetes, Helotiales, Drepanopezizaceae. The record is from RefSeq and is a predicted model, not a curated record.